Messenger RNA from Eimeria acervulina, 660 nucleotides. RefSeq lists its product as hypothetical. The coding region runs from base 1 to 660 and encodes 219 amino acids. The record is from RefSeq and is a predicted model, not a curated record. The transcript has a single exon. Lineage: Eukaryota; Apicomplexa; Conoidasida; Eucoccidiorida; Eimeriidae.
AUGGAUUACGAGGAUGAGGCACCCAACUGCGAGGGGAUGCGCCCCCGCCAGCCCACGGAUAGCUACUUAAUGAACUCCUGGGGCCCCACAGCGGAGGGCCAGGGUGCGCCUCCUGGAGGCUCAAGGCAGUUUGAAGAAGCGAACGCCAUUGAAGGUCGACAUAUGUGCACACAAACCUCUAGAGACCGAAAAAUGUGCUCAAUAUGCGGCGAUGCCGCUUCAAUGCCUCACAUUUUGACCGAAGCAAGCAUUUGGACCACUGAGGGACCAGUGGGCCCUGUCCAGGAGGCCGCUGAGGCCCAACUCCCCAUAUUGCUGCCUCACCAGCAGCAUGGAGAGUGGAGGUGGACCCAUGCUGACACGUCGCGAGCGAUGCCACCCCUCGCGAGUGGAAUCGACGGUGUUGCAACGCCACAGGCUCUCUCGUUGCUGAGCCGCUUGCAGGGAGAGGUGCAUCACCUCAGGCGGCAGCAGCAACUGCAGCAAGAACAGCAGCAGCAGUGGCAAUGGCAGCAGCAGCUGAUUCGGCGGCAGUCGGAGGCCACGACGUGGCUCCGUGGAAAACCUCCUGAUGGGUAUCAGCACGGCGAAGACCUCUGCUCUUCUGCGGCUAUUCAACAAGACAGACGACAGGGGGAGUUUAGAAGAAAUUGCAACUGA